This is a messenger RNA of Clupea harengus (Atlantic herring), 1002 nucleotides long. RefSeq names its product GTPase IMAP family member 7-like. Bases 1 to 1002 code for a protein of 333 amino acids. The transcript is spliced from 3 exons. Lineage: Eukaryota; Metazoa; Chordata; Actinopteri; Clupeiformes; Clupeidae. The record is from RefSeq and is a predicted model, not a curated record.
AUGUGGGCACUGGACAAGAAAAAUGACAACUGCGUCGUGUCUCCUCUAAGGAUCCUGCUGCUGGGGAGAACUGGUUCUGGAAAGAGUGCCUCAGCAAACACCAUCCUGGGGAGGAAAGCUUUUAAAGAGGGUGGCUCAUUUGAAUCUGUGACCGAAACAUGCAGUAAUCAACAUACUUUAGUGAAUGGUAGAGAAAUUACAGUGAUUGAUACACCAGGAUUGUUUGAUACAGUAAAGCCAACAGAAGAGCUUAAUGGUGAGAUAGAGAAGUGUGUUGAGAUGUCUGUCCCUGGGCCUCAUGCCUUCCUGCUGGUAAUCAGAUUAGGUGUGAGGUUCACAAAAGAGGAGAGGAAUGCUGUGAAGUGGAUCCAGGAGAACUUUGGUGAGGGGGCGCUAAAGUACACUAUAGUGCUCCUCACUCAUGGGGAUGUGCUGGAGGGGACACCAGUGAAGGAUGUUCUGUGCAGAAGUGCUGCUCUCUCAUCACUAACUGAACAUUGUGGGGGUAAAUAUCACGUCUUCAACAAUAAGAGUGUUACGCCCCCUGGUGGCUCGGAGUGGGACAGUAAAUACAGCACUCAGGUCAGAGAGCUAAAGGAGAAAGUUGAGGCCAUGGUGGAGAAGAAUGGGGGAGCAAACUACACCAGUGAGAUGUACAAAAAGGUGCAGAGAAAAAUAAGAGAAAAGGAGGAGAGGGAAAGAGAAGAGGAAAGAAAGAAAAAACAAGCAGAGAUGAAGUUAGAGGAGGAGAGGAGAAAGAGGCGAGAGGCACAGAUUAAGGCCGCAGAAGAAAGGAGGCAGAGAUUCGAGGCAGAGGAGAAGGCCACGGAAGAAAGGAGGCAGAAAUUCAAAGCCGAGGUGGAGGUUGAGGAAAAAAACUGCCAAAGAUUUGAAGCAGAGGAGAAGGCCGCGCAAGAAAGGAGGCAAAAAUUUCAAGCAGAGGAGAAGGCUGUGGAAAAAAGGAGGCAGAGAUUCAAAGCAGAGGAGAAGGCAGCAGAAUAA